Molecule: messenger RNA, 780 nt
Organism: Macaca mulatta (Rhesus monkey)
Lineage: Eukaryota; Metazoa; Chordata; Mammalia; Primates; Cercopithecidae
Product: keratin-associated protein 21-1
Source: RefSeq, a predicted model, not a curated record
UUAUGCUUAUAAUUUAUGUGGAAUAUAAAUUGAUGGUCAACAGUGACUGGCACAUAAUAGCUGUUCAAAUAUUUGUUGGCUAAGUCAGGGAGUGAAUGGUAUGCUUUGGCAAUUACUGACAGUAUAUAAAGGUCUCAGGGAAGCAGAAGACAUCCACACCUCAGAAGCAUCUUCUUGAAACCCAUCUCAAUCCUCUCCUCUUGACAACAUGUGUUACAACUACUAUGGCAACUCCUGUGGCUAUGGCUCCGGCCAUGGCUGUGGCUAUGGCUCUGGUUAUGGGUGCGGCUAUGGCUCCGGCUAUGACUGUGGCUAUGGAACUGGCUAUGGCUGUGGGUAUGGCUGUCGGUUUGGCUCCCGUUAUGGCUGUGGUUAUGGAACUGGCUAUGGCUGUGGAUACAGCUCUGGCUCUGGCUACUGUGGCUACCAGCCAUUUUGCUUUAGAAGAUGCUAUUCUUCCUGCUAAAACAUCACUGUCAGACGACCAUUUGCUUCUAAAAUGACACGUCUAAAGAUAAUGCUGAUUCAAGGAUUCAUACUCCAAGAUUUCUAUAUCCAAGAAUUACAUGCUUGACAGAGUUUUGGACCUCUAGCCUCACAUUUCUUUGAAUGAAAUCACGGCCAUAGGAUCCAUGGUGUCAUCUGACUGUUUUCCAAAUGUUAUCUUUUGCUCCCUUAAUCUCUGAUUCUCUGUUAUGACUGCAGAGAAUGACUGUUAAUGAUCAUAACAUCCACAGUUGGGGAAGUCAAUCUUUUGCAAUAAAAAUGGUUCUUUAUUUC